Molecule: messenger RNA, 906 nt
Organism: Hippopotamus amphibius kiboko
Lineage: Eukaryota; Metazoa; Chordata; Mammalia; Artiodactyla; Hippopotamidae
Source: RefSeq, a predicted model, not a curated record
AUGUGUAUCUGUUUCUGCAGUGUAGGGGGGCAGGGGGUGUGAGUGUCCGCCCCUUGCCCAGCUAUGCAGGGGGUGGGGUAGGACUUUUCCAGAGAGGGAGCCAGGCCUGGCCCUGGCCCCAGGAGCUCACGUCACCCCACCCCCCACCCCUCAUUUCUCCAGGGAACUGCCAAAGCCAAACCCAGCUCAGGACAGGAUUAUGUGUACUGGGUAGACCCAUGGAGAAAGACAGCAAGACAGACCUGGGGUAGCAGAGAGAAGCAGAGGCAGAGAGGGAGUGGAGAGGUGACCCGGCAGUGAAGGGGCAGUGACCAUCACCCUAUCUCUCCUUCCCUUUAACCUCCAGUAACAGAGUCAGGCAGAGAGCUGCAGCCUUGGGUGGGACGUUGGCCCUUCUCUGGAGCCCCUACCCGCACCCCCAUGAGGGCGGAGUUGCUGACCUCAGUGAUCAGCCCAGCCAAGGCAAGGAGCGGCCACCGGCAACCCCAAGCAGCUGAGGAGACCCCGUGGCUCAGGCUCAGCCACUGCGGUCCCUCCCUUAACUUCAAGUGCUGGGGUCUCAGGGAAGGGAGUGGGGCUGAGUCGCUGCCCCCAAGCACAUUCCUGCCCUUCCCUCUGUCAUUUUCCUGCCCCCGAGAGCUGGCCCACCUGGCAUGAGCUCCUUGGAUUCUUCUCCCGGGUGCCUUUCGGAUCCAACAGAAACAUUUUUUUUUUUUCCUGGAAAGCAGAACUCAGAGCGGCAUGAGGAGUGGGGGUGGGAAGGGCUCAUUGUGAGCAGGAAGGGGCUGGAGGGCAAGGGGGAGCAAUGGGAGAGCCAGGCUGAGACCAGGGGAGGGUUCCAAGCUCCACGUCCCCAAUGGUCAAGUGUACACUUCAGGAUGCACUUCCUGGCUCUUCAGGCUGUGC